This is a messenger RNA of Talaromyces proteolyticus, 3336 nucleotides long. RefSeq lists its product as uncharacterized. The transcript has 2 exons. Lineage: Eukaryota; Fungi; Ascomycota; Eurotiomycetes; Eurotiales; Trichocomaceae. The coding region runs from base 1 to 3336 and encodes 1111 amino acids. The record is from RefSeq and is a predicted model, not a curated record.
AUGGUUAAUGUCACCGUGUGCCGCACGCCUACCAAUCCUCGCUACCUGACUCAUCGUCAUGUACGAAAGCUACUAGCCAAGGCGAAGUCCCCGGGAGAAGGGGAGAGCGACGACCAGUUGCAGGUUCUGGAGCCCAACGAAGAGCAGCUCUUCUCAUUCUACAUACCGUCCCUACCAGCGGGGAAGCAUACCAUUACCACGUCCCAAACGGUCACCGUUCCCAGCUACGCCACGGGCGAAAAGGAUGCCAACCUGCAGGCGACGAAAGAAUUCACGGUGGUUGCACCGCGCUACAAACUACCAAAUGGGAGCAUCCAUUCCGUCUAUCCCCCGCAGGGACAUGCAGACGAGGUGAGAAUGCUGCCGCAUGUUGUCUUCAAUGAUUCCCACCUCCCCUGGGAAAGAUUGGCGACGGAGAAGGAAGAGCCAGACAAGGACAAUAAUCGAAUCCCGUGGCUGGCAUUGCUCGUUUUCGUACAGGAUGAACUUCGUGUGACCGAGGCCGGGUUUCUUCCCACGUCAGUGAGCCAAAGUACGACUUGGGCUGCCACAUUGACCCUCGAGGACCUGGCCAAGGUCUCCGCAGCCCACCCAAUCCUGGAUGCCAACAAAAAGCCGCGAGACGGUGACGAUCCACAUACUCAGGCUGACUUCAUCUUCCCUCAAACUGCCCUGAUUCGCGAGCUCUUCCGAGAUCACACCCUGAAGAGUGACGUGGUGCAGGACAAGUGCAGUGUCUCUGCCUUCAAAUUCCUAGCUCAUGUGCGGAAUAUCAACACUAUGGGCAUGGCUAAUAGUGGCAUCGACGACGAAUUUGGGACGUUUAGUAUUGUUGUUUCACCACGUACCGGACCCCUGGACAUCACGCAGCCCACCUCUGUGGUGGUCCAUUUGGUCAAUCUAGAAGGAGUGGACCAGCUUAGUUGGAAUUUGCAAGAGUCCCGUGUCAGUCUGUGUAGUCUAGAUAGCUGGUCGUACACAUGUUUGCCACCAGACUCGUUCAAUGUCUACGCGGCCCUCGAGAACAUCGGUCAUACGUGGGAUCUUCUCCGACCUGAUCCGACACUGAUAGAUGAGGCCAAGCAUGGCACUUGCCCUACUCGGUUGCUCGAACGUCUGCAGGACGGCCAUACAAUUGUGAAAUAUCGCACGCAGACCGGCGAGGAGACGGCAGCUCUCCUGCGAGGAGUAUGUGUGCCCAGCAUUGAGACACAUCUGGACCAGCCUGCGUCCAAUUUCGGGACUGAUCUGCAGGUCUUAGACAAGGAUCUGGGGUUAAUGGAUAUCACCUACAGUGUGGCAUGGCAGUUGGGUAGGACAAUGGCAUUAGCGGAUCAAAGCUUUACGACGGCGUUGGCACGAAUCAGGAUACAACUGACGCGCCAGACCCAGCAAGAGAUCCUCUUGGCCGCAUAUGAGGCUACCGGUCAGAUUUUGCGUCACAAUGACAUGGUCCAGAACAUCCCCAGCUUUGUGGAGACACUCUCCUCACUGCCAAAGGAUCGUCUAACACGAGGACCUGCCAGUCGAUGGCGUCAGGAGAGGCAGAAUGCGGGCGUCACCCCUGCUAUAGACAGGUCAUUUGAAGGCCCGCUAAUGCAGGCACACUUUCUGGAGUAUGGAAUGCCACUGGCGACGCACAUGGCCGCAUCUACUGCACCCGGAGAGCACUAUACAGAGUUCAACGACCCCAUCAGCCCUGAUUGGCAGAUCGUGCUAGCCUGGGUGAUGGACCGGAUGCACCUCAGCGGCAUUCCCGCACAGCAUUUAAUUCCAGACCCCUCAUUCCUUCCCCGAGAGCGCUUGCGAUUCUUCCACAUUGAUCGUCGGUGGGUUGACAGCUUCGUGGACGGGGCGCUCAGCAUAGCCAACCACCUGCAACACGACGACAAGGUACGACAAUUAAUCAAGAACCAGCUGCAAGAGUACCUGGACAAGCCACUGCAUGCCCAGGCGUAUCCACCGCAGAUUCCGUCACACGGUUUCUUGCUGCGGUCAGAGCUCUGUACGAAGUACCCCGACUUGAUUGUCGAAGCCCCAGAUCCCACCAGUAAGAAAGCACCAAUUCUGCGACAGGAGAACAUCGAUGAUGGCGUUCUUCUGGUCCUGUUUGAUCGAGUUCCGGGCAGCGCCAGUUUGCCCAAGUUGAUUCUUCGUCAGCCCCCACAUCAGCAGGCCUUUGCGGUGGGCGCUGAUCUGACCCGCGAUUUGCUCGAAGUAGAGUUCAAGCGAGUAUACACAAUUCCCCCCCCAGACCCGUUUCCCUCGGGCGGCUUCCAGCACACAUACCACCGCGUCAAUCCCCCGAAGGACGAGCAGAAAGUCUUUGUGUGGGAUGGAGAAGCGCUGCCGAAUGUGCACAGUCUACGGCUGCCACAUUUUGUACAGGAGACCUACGAUACAAUCCGCAAGGGGAUGAAGACUGGCGAAUUCACGGAGACAUGUCCCACAGCAGCACUCCUGGGCAUUCAGCUAAAUGAUCCCAUGUACUUUCUUCAACUGGGCUUGCAGACGGGAAGUCCUGCUCCGUUGGACGACGGCCGGUUUCGCCAGUUCAAAACCGUGCAGGGCGGACCGUCGCGGCCCGGCCCGUCCCCGUUAGCCGCUAUUGCUCGCCAGCCAAGGAUGGGGCCGUUGUAUGACGACUGGCUACAGGCACUGCCAUCACCGCUCGAGCGGCUGCGGAUCGCCAAUGCAAAAUGCGGGGCGGCGAAGCAAGGAGCUGCCGGAUCCCCUUCUUCUAUGGAACGACUCCGUGGAGACGUUCGAGAAACGCAAGAGCAUCCUUCCCAAUCCAGCUAUUCAAGCUCAGAGCCAAAGCCUUCCUUGGACGACCCUGCACAGCCGCCUAAGUUCAUCUACAAGGUCUUUCCGCUAGGUAUGACAGCAGACCACAACAGCGGGGUUUCGAUGUACAAAUCAGGCGUGCAGCAAGACUUGAUCUUUUACAUCUAUCUCGCCAAUGAUCCCAGUGACUACAGCCUGCAGGAGAUCAGCAUUCGUGUCCCCCUAGGCCCCACUACCGCGCCUAUCAAAUGCCUGGCUGCGAACUAUCGUGGACCAGGGGCCGUAAUGCUCAGCAAUCUACGCUACAACGUCAUCGCUGUUUUUAUCACGGACCAGAAACAACAGUAUCUCCAGCUGCGGAUCAUGGUGCGAAGCGUAACCAAAGGCAAGGUCGAAAUACAGAAGGGGGACAACCUGAGCAUUGCAUUAUCGGGGGUCUCAGUAAACUUGUAUAGUAAGCCAUGUUGGGUAAUUGGGCUGGUGGAGGAAAAAUAUGAACAGACGACGAUAAAACCGGACAAUAUUGAGAUCCAAUUAGUGUUGGAGUAA